UACACAUAAAUAUACAAUAUAUAUAUUAGGUACACACAUAUAUAUAUUUAUAUCAAUGUGUGUUUUCCACACACCUACAUCACAUGCAUUACUUUUGAUUUCCGUUUGGAUUUCUGAUACAUUGCAACUUCAACUCGUCGCUCGUUCGCUUCCAGAGGGCAAUACGCACAGACCCAUGUUGGAUUAUAAUUUAUACCCUUAAAUUUGGGGGCUACAAUGCGGCCAGAAAUAUACAAUGUUACUACAGUUCAUGCUGCUCAAUGUCAGAAUUAUUUUUAUACUGAUGGUAAUGCUUGCUCUUGUAUCUACAACAUGUGCAAAGAAAACGGAAUACAUUUUAACACUAAAGACCGACAACAAUCGGGCGCUGCAUAUCAAUGCGCACGGCUCGGUAACAGCAGAGGAUAUAUCACUAGCACAAUCCCUAACAAUGAACAGUGUUGGCGAUGUACUCAGCGAGGAUUUCAAAAUCACCAUCUAUGCCAAGGAUGUGGACUACUAUUUAUGCUUUGCCCAAGGCAAACUGGUUGGAAAGAGAAACGCCACAAACGAUUGCCACUUCAGAGAGUCAAUGGAUCGGGGAUAUUAUCAGUAUACGAAUGCCUACAAUCCGGUGCUGCGCGUGGGCAUCAAGUCAAACUUUCGCCCGAUCGGGCCUAAGGGUAUGCAGAAUUUGAAUAGACGUUCCCGUUUCCUGUUCAAUCGCGUGAUGGCCGAAGAUUUUCACAGCAAAUUGGCCGGCUGGAAAAGCAAGGCUAACAAUGCGACAACAACGUCAACAACAACCACGACAUCCACCACAACAACAACAACAACAACGACGACGACGACGACAACAACGCCCAGACCAGUGGCUGUAACAAAACGCGCACGUGGCAAGCCACUGCGUCGCACGCAGCCAACAGCAGCAACAGCAACAACAACAACAACAACAAACACAAGUAUUAAUAGCGAUAGUUCUUCUAACCCCCACAACAACAACAAUAACAAUAGUUAUAAUAACAACAACAACAACAACAAUAGCCGUAAGUCCCCCAACAAAGCGAAUGAGGAUGCGCUGCGCGAGCAGAAGAUCAUCAAGCGCAACCAGCAGUACCAGCGACGCGUGCAACAUCGGCAGCAGCAGCAGCUGAUGCACAAGCGCCAGCGCCAACGCCAGCGGCAGCAACACAAAGCCGUCGGCGCCAUGGUCAAGCCACAGCCGAAGAACCUGAUGGUGCGUCAUCAUCACAACAAUGCGACGUUGCUGGAGCGACGACGCCGCCGACGCCUGCAGCGACGUCAACAGCAGCGGCUCGAGCAGCAGCAGCGCGAGCAGCAAGAAGAGCGUGAGCAGCGCAAGCAACAGCUGCCCACAGCCUCGUCCUCCUCAUCCUCCUCGUUCACAGCGACUGCGGCGUCAACAGCGCUGACAGCGACUGCCUCGCUGGCGCCCUCGGCGCUCAAUCUGUUUGCUGGCAUGUUGGCAGCGAGUCGACGCAAGCGCGGACGGCGAAAACGCGCAGCAGCAGCAGCAACAGCAAGCGCUGGCAGCAAUGCGGCUGACAUGGAUAUGCAGCUGGUAGAAACGUCUUCACAGCAACAACAGCAGCAGCAACAGCAGCAGACACAGGACGUGCAGCAGCACCAGCAACAACAGCAACGACAGCUACAACAACAACAACAACAAAAUGAAUACUCAAAAGCCUAUGUUAAUAGUAACUUAAACUUAAAGCUAAAGCAUAAACAAACACUAAACGUAGAACUAAAUUUAAAUAGUAAUAGCCCUAAUGUUAAUAAUGCAAUACCUGCCUUGCCAAAAAACUACAACUACUUGUACAGUAACGAGCAUUAUAAUAUGAAUACUAAAAGUAGCACGACUGAUUCUAGUAGUUUAGAGAUUAGCACUAAGUUCGAUAGUCCAAAUAGCCAUAGCCAUAGCCAUAGCCAUAGCCAUAGCCAUAGCAAUAGCCAGAGUCGCAGCGAGGAGGGCGUUGUUCAAUUCAAAUUCAAUGAUACCAUUGACAAUAAUCUUAAGAAGUUGAUAAACGAUCGAAUUGAUAGCCGCAGCAGCGCAGCUGCACCAACUGUUGUUGCGCCCAGUCGCACUCAUAUUGUUGAGCAUAAUAUGAGCGACGAUAGCCAUAGCAACAACGACAGCAACAGCAAUGACAGCCACAAAGCAGGGAACUACUUCUCGGCCUUAGAAUUGCAGCAGCAGCAGCAGCAACAGGAACAGCCACAACAGCAGCAGCAGCAACCUAAUAUUAAUAACUAUGAUGCUAAUAUUAAUGUUGUUAACGAUAAUCGCAAUGAUAAUAAUGCGGCGCUGCAGCCCAAUCAUAACCAUAAUAGUAAUUAUAAUGAGCAAUUUGCGAAUGACGAUGAAACGAUACGAAUUCAAAAUAAAUAUGAAACACAUGUAGUACAAUACAAACCUGCCGUAUUCAUUGCACAUGGGUUGGGCCAGCUGCUUCAAGGGUAA
Drosophila hydei is the source of this 2464-nucleotide messenger RNA. Its product is annotated as myb-like protein AA. The coding region runs from base 236 to 2464 and encodes 742 amino acids. The record is from RefSeq and is a predicted model, not a curated record. The transcript has 5 exons. Lineage: Eukaryota; Metazoa; Arthropoda; Insecta; Diptera; Drosophilidae. Gene Ontology annotation, molecular function: growth factor activity.